AUGCUUUGCAAAGUUUCUCCAACUCACAAAGUUUUGGUGAGAUAUUUGCAAAAUAUUGAUACAUCAGACCAGAAUGGAGUAUUACUAGAUGUUGCUACUCCAUUAAAGAAAAAGAAGGUUAGCAAGAAAGAUGCGAAGGGUUCAUCCUCAUUAAAAGUACAAGAUGAAACUAAUCCAACUGAAGAAACUUUAUCAAAGUCGAAGAAAGAACUCAUACCUUCUAAGUCUGGGGUAUUGAAGAAAAUUCGCAAAGCUGAAGUGAAUAGUAAAGGUGUUACUAUUUGCAGUAUUCCAACACCAGUUUCUCCAGGCAAGAAACGACAACGAGCUGAAGAUGUUGCAAAAAAUAUGCAACGUACACUUGUCAAAAGGAGGAAGAUGGUGAUUCACAAUGAAUCAUCUGAUGAAGAAAUCGUACCAGAAAAUCCACCCGUCACAUCUAUGAAAUUGAAGGCCAUUAUUCAAACGCAAGCUGAUUCUGGUAGAAUAUCUUCUAUAUCAGCCAUGGAGGUUGAUGUCAUGAUAAAAGGGGCUGAGAAGCGUAUCAUGGAAAAGGUUGAUCAAACAGACAAAAAUAAUGAGCUUAGAAUUAAAGCACAAGGGAGCAAUUUUACUUCCGUUGUUCAAGAUUUAAAAGCUGCUACAAAAGAAUGUCAUAUUCUUUUUGUACAAGAUGUAAAGAAAGUUCGUGAGGAUGUAAACUUUAAGAUUCACGAGUUGAAGUCUGAACUUGCGAAGGAUCUUCAGGAUAUUCAUACUAAACAUGCAGAUGUUCAAAAGCAGAUUGUGGAGGUUUCUUCCAAACUCCAAAAGUUUAUUAAUGUUCCUGUUCUUGAAGCUCAUAAAGAAGAAACAAAGGAGAAGUUUGAUCAGCUGACAAAGUUGGUGACUGAGCUUAAAACAACAGUUUCGCAUUCUUCAUCAACUCAAAUCCUUACUCCUAAAUUCUUGUCUCUAAAGAUUACUACUUUAGAACAAGCAAUUCAAAAAGCCCUUGCUCCACUUACAAAUUUUACUUCUUUACUACCGAAAAGUGCUGCACCUGUUUUCACAGGGGUGCAAGGGGGAGAGAAAAGUCGAAGUAAAGAAGAGGAGGCAAAAACUGUUGGAAAAGUGAUAUCGACUCAGCUUAUAGCCACUCUUCCUAUACCUACGAAACCGAUUUCUUCAACUACAAUUACCACAAAAACAGUUUCCAAAGGUAUUGUUAUUGAAGAAAAUGAAGGAGGUUCGAGUUCAAAACCUCAAACAGAUGUUCAUAUGGAAGAAAACAAUCUUAAAGGCUCUGAGACAGAUGUGUUCAAGGUUGGCUUCGCACAUGUGAAGACAUUCAUCGACAACUAUUUUGACUGUUUGGCCCUUAAAGAUGAUGAAUUAGCUAAUGUGCUGGGUAGAGAAGUAAAAGUUCGUUGGGAAGAAACUUUAUCUCAAUCAGCUUUGUCGAAGUAUGUUGUUGGUGAAAUAUGCCUAAAACCAUUUGGCAUGGUGUUUUCUGGAAGAGACACAAAAGGAAAACCGAAGAAAUUUUUGUUCAAAGUCUCGGAGAUUGAAAGAUAUAAUUCUUCGCAAUAUAUGCACUUUAUUGGACUGAGGUUAGAAGUAGAAGAGAGACUUUUCGCAACAAAUAUCUCUUCUCUGCUUAUUUUGUAA
Lactuca sativa (garden lettuce) is the source of this 1650-nucleotide messenger RNA. Lineage: Eukaryota; Viridiplantae; Streptophyta; Magnoliopsida; Asterales; Asteraceae. The record is from RefSeq and is a predicted model, not a curated record.